Molecule: messenger RNA, 7523 nt
Organism: Penaeus indicus
Lineage: Eukaryota; Metazoa; Arthropoda; Malacostraca; Decapoda; Penaeidae
Exons: 31
Coding region: 81-7523 (2480 amino acids)
Source: RefSeq, a predicted model, not a curated record
GCCACCAAAACCAGCCUCCAUCCAAAACAAACGUCAGUUCCAGUGAUUCGUGAUGAUUAACUGGGAAAUUCGGUAGAAUUAUGGAUGGCGGAGACGGAGACAAGGCACAAGAAACAUGGGAGACUAAGACUACGCAACAGACAAAAAACAAGCUUGAUGGAGAAGACAGGAAGGAAAGUCCAAAAAGAAGAAAACUUUCUAAUGAAGAGUUUCUAGAUAGUGAAGGAAAGAUGGAUGGAAAAGGUGGAGAUGGGGGGAGUUCCCAGACCCCAGGGGACCAGGCUUUUAUUAUCCAGCUGCAGGAGGAAGUUCAGACAAAAGAUCUUGCAAUUCAAGCACUUCAGUUUGAAAACCAGAAGCUUAAGCAACAACAGCAGGCUUCACCACAAAAUGUAUCUCCGGUUGAGAAGAAGGUCCUGGAUCAGUACAAAUUGAAGAUAAUGGAAUACCAGUCAGCCCUCAAUCAGCGUGACCAGGUGAUAGGCACGCUACAAACAAGGCUGGCAGAAUUAGUGCAACAGCGAGACGAGGCCUUGACAGAUGCAGCGCAACAGACUGAGAAUUUUGGAAGGGAGGUGGAGACACUAAAGUUGCAGCUGCAAGAAGCAACCGAUGCCUUGUCCAAGAAGUGGGUGACCGGAGUAAAUCCUCGGGAACAUCUGGUGCUAAAGAAUAAGUUAAUAGCCGUCCAACAGACUAUAGAUCAGGAUCGCCAGUUUUUAGAGGAAGUGACUAGGCAGCUGACGGAGAAAGCAGACCGAUGCAAUUUAGUCGAACACAAAUACAAGCAGUGUUUACAAAAAUACAAGCAAUUGCAGAUGGAAAAUGAAGACUUGAAAAGUAAGAACAAGAUUGGUGAAGGAAAUCUAUCACAUUUAGAAGAGGAAAAGAAGAAAGCGGAAGAAAAACUUGCCGAGGCAAACGAGAGAAUUGCAACACUCUCUAAGGAACAAAAACAAACAGUUUCAGAAAUUCAAAAUCUUAUGGGGAAGCUACAGGAUGUAACAGUUGAAUUCCAGGCAGCUAAGGAAGAGCAGGAGAGACAGUUGGCUGCUGCUGACGAACGCCUUGGUGGAGAAAUAACACUGAUAAAGCAGAAGAUCAGCGAGCAACAUUCAGAGGAGAUUUCAAAGCUCAAAGAAGCACAUGAAACAGAACUGGCAGCAGUAAAUGAACAGAUCAAUGCUUUGGAAAAGAUGCAACAAGAAGACCAUGCAAAACUUGUGGAGAAUUUAGAAGCUGAGAGGAAUAAAGUCCAGAUACUAGAGUCUACUUUGCGAGACAUGACAAAGAAAAAUGAAGAUAAGCAGAGUGAAUUAGAGCAGGAACAAGAGAAGAGACAAGAAGUGGAAGAGCAGCUGAAAGUAGAAUUAGAGAAAGGCAAGGAUCUUUUAGCUAAGAAUGAUAUGCUAAAUAAAGAGUUGGAGAAAAAGGAUGAGGUACUGGCGGAGAUUGAAAGUUUCAAGGGCAAGUUGAAUGUGCAGCUUCUGGACGUGCAGAAAGAGUACGAUGUUGUCAAGAAGAACUUUGAGGAACACCAGGGACAGCACAAGAACCUGAAGCUGAAAUACGAGGAACUUGUGUUGGAAAAGGAGAAUUGGAUUCAGCAAAAAGCUUCGUUUAAUGCAGAGCUGCAGCAAUUUGAGAGGCUGAAUGUAGAAGUUGGCAAGCUUGAAAAUGAAGUAAAAAUGAAAGUGGAAAUGGAAAAGGAGUUGCUUGUUUGUAAAAAUGCUCAAGUUGAUCUCCAAAAAAGAUGCUCAAUGCUGGAGUCUUACGAAAAGAUGAAUGCAGACCUCCAGGGUGAAAUUGAGAAAAAGGACCUAGAGUUGUUAAGAAAGAUAAAAAUGAAAGUGGAAAUGGAAAAGGAGUUGCUUGUUUGUAAAAAUGCUCAAGUUGAUCUCCAAAAAAGAUGCUCAAUGCUGGAGUCUUACGAAAAGAUGAAUGCAGACCUCCAGGGUGAAAUUGAGAAAAAGGACCUAGAGUUGUUAAGGUUGAAACAAGAGUGUGAUCAAAUGAGUGCCAUUUCUAAAGAACUUGCUCAGAGCAAAGCUGAAAAGGAAGAAUUAAAUACUCAGAUUCAGGACAUUCAGCAAAAGUACACUUCAGCAGCAGAGAAGUUGAGUGAGCUUGAAGGAGAGCACAAGAACCUGCAGUCAAAAUGUAAGGAACUUCAGGAAGAGAAAGAGCACUGGCUCAAAGAAAAGGAAUCAUUGAAUAAAGAAAUUGAAUAUAUUGAAAAACUUAAUGCUGAAGUGAAUAAGCUUCAAGAAGAGCUAAAAAUCAAAUUAGAAUUGGAAAAAGAAGUAACCACUCUCAGAGACACUCAUAAGGCUCUGCAGAAGAGGGUGGCUGAUUUAGAGCUUUGUGAAGAGAGAAAUCUGGGGCUCCAAGCUGAUCUUGAGAAGAAGGAACUUGAGCUUCAGGAGAUGAAGGACAAAUACUUACAAAUGCAGGAGGAGUACGAGUUAUUUGAGCAGAUUGACUGGUUGAGCAAUGAGGAACUGCUCGAGGAAAGGGGUGUGAAUUUAUCCAUCAAGAAGAAGGUAAAGGAACUGGUAAAUAAACUGAAAGAAACGGAUCAGAAUCUACAUUCCAUGGAAGUGGCCAUGAAGGAUGCCAGCCUGGAAAAGGAGGCUCUCCUGUCAGAAGUAGAGCAGUUGAGAAAAACUUGCGACAGUAUGGAAAGACACAAAAAUGAAACUGACGCAGAGUUCGAGAAGAUGAUGGACCAGUAUAAGAUGAUGGAGGCGGAACUAGUAGACACAAGACUGGUACUUGACAGGGAGGUGCAGCUGGCCACCCAUCAGAGGAUAACCAGUGACGUUGGGGCAAGCGUUUCAGCAUCCCUAGAGGACCGUGCAGCACAGACCACUUCAGUUACAAGUGGAACCUAUCCAAUGUCAGGGGAUAAUCACAGUGAGCAAGGAGAUACAGACACAGCAAUCAUCUCUCAAGAGGAACAGCCAUUUGGGUUGGAGGGCAAGAAGGAAGGUGCCUCGUGGAAAGAAAAGUACUUGAGUCUGGAAAAGAGCAAGAAGGAAUGUGAGAAUGAGAUUGAGAAGCUGAAGGUUAAGAGUCAUGAUCAGUACUUUGCCAUUCAGUCGCUGGAGAAUAUAAAGUCAAAGUUGAGCCGGAGAAUUGAAGAGAUGGAAACGGAGAAGAAAGCGUGGAGGGAAAACCAAAGGGAGUUCCAGGAGUUGCAAGUGGAAAAGAUGCAAUAUCAAGUCAUAAUAAAAGAAAUGGAGUAUGUGAUUGCAGGAGCAGAAGACAAACUAAAACAGGCUGAGGAAAAUAUGAAUCAGCUUCGAAUGAAUGUACAAAAUCUAGUCAAAUUGCAUAGUGCAGAAAAUCCAGAGUUCAGCCAAAAAGUCGAGAAUUGCUUAGGGUUAAUGACUACAAAAUUACCAACGAAAUCUGUGAAGGAGUGUGUCAAAUUUGAAUAUGAGGUUAAGAUUCAGGAGCUUCACAUCAUACAGGAAGACUACAGGAAGUGCUUGUCAAAUCUACAAGAUGUGUUGCAUCAUGCAGAUACACUGCAUAAAGAAAAACUAGACAGCCACCUAGAAAAUGCUUUCCUAAAAAGUGAAAUCCAGAAGUUGAAAAUGUCCCCAGAAAUGAAGGAGAAGGAAGAGGAACACAAGCUGAGAGCAUUGCCUGAAUGUGGCGACUCAGAAACUGCAGAUUUAAUCCUGAAGCAAGAAAAUGAGCGGCUGAAGAUAGCACUGAACCAGCAACAAGUACGCUGUAGAUUAGAGAAACUUCAAUAUCGGUCACCUAGGCUUCAGUCACAGGAAGAACAAGGUUCAGCAAGAAAAGAGAGAAAACUCUUUAAAACACAUCUUAGUAAUCAUUUCAAGCAGAUUCUGCAGGACUGGGAGGACAAGGCUAAAUGCGACCCAUCCUUGGCUAAUUUCAUCUCUACAGAAUCAUACAGAGUUCACAAUAUUUUAAAGAGUUUAGAUCAAGUUGGGGAUGACUCUCCAACCAGCCAUGUGUACAUGGAAACUGCCAUUCAGUUCAUAAGAGAUGCAGUAGUCAAGACUGUGCAUCAUGAGUACCUGCAUGUAGUGAAUAAGGUGGUCAAUAAAAUUGACAAGAAUACCAAUGAGUUGUUAGAAAGAAUCUUCCCUGGUGAUAUAGCAUUGAUACUGGAUGGUGGGCCUCAGCAAAGUGGCACAGAUAAUGGAGGAAACACCAGCCAUCAACAGGACAGCUUGGAAAGCCUAGAGGAAAAGGUGGAACGCCUUGUCAAUGCGAGAACUACACUGGUUGAAACGACAAAUGACUUUGAAGUAAAGCUGAAGGAAUCCUUGACUUUGGAGCUAUCGUCAGUUGGCCAUGAAUUAGAGAAAGUGGUGAAGAGUGCUGCCACAGAGGAAAUAGGAGAGACCAAGCAGGCGUCAUCCACAGCUGAACCAAGAGGAGUAGAUGACCAGUUUGUGGAAGAAUUCAUGGAAAUUACAAAGCGCCAGUUCGAGGGAGACCAAGCAGAAAAGCUCCAGCUUUUGGAGAACCAGAAGAUGAUGAUUCAUAAGAUUCUAGAAGAUGACAAGGCAAAGUUGCAUAAUAUUUGCAGUACACACAUUAGCAACUUGAACAGUGUUGCUUCUGUACCAGAUGCUAUACAGCUAGUCAAUACCCUGGUGAAUUCCUUAGAAAAAACACUAUCGGAGGAGGUGUCAUGGGUCGAGCAGCAGUACAAAGAGCUCCUGGAGCAAUACGCUUAUGAGCAGAAACUCGUCAGACAGACUUACUUCCAAACCCUGACAGAACUGAAGCUCAGGCUGGAUACUUUGCUGGUUGAGUGUAGGAGACAGAAGGAGGCUGGACUCUCUGACGAGUCAUCCCUUGGUGCUGAAAUGGUGAAGAUGAAGGAAGAGCAUGCCGCAGAAGUAGCCCACCUUGAGAACCAACUGGCGGCGCGAGAUAACGAAGCCCUGAUGGCCUUAGAUGACGAGGUGGAUCAGCUUCGCGCUCAGAUUGACCGCGAUCUAAGCAUUAGGUCUGACAUCUCUCGCACAUUGUGUUCUGAGCUUGAGAACAUCAAGAUUCAGGUCACGCAGCUGGAAGAUGCACAUGUGAACCUCAACAAGAUUAUAGAACCAGGAAUUGAUGUAAACUCUCUCCCAUUCCAGCGGCAUCUACAAUCUCUAUACAGUGACAGGGAUUGGUACAAGAAAACUGUAGGUCUCCUCUCUCAUGUGACACUACAGUUGCUGCACUACUACAGUGUGGCUGAGACUUACAUGCGGAAAUCCCGUGGCGCUCCUUCUCACGAUUCUCUCCCGUACCAAGAGGUAAUGCCGGGCAAGGUCUUGGAUCUCUCCUUCCUGUCAGACUGCGUGCAGGAUGAAAGUGAGGCGAACCAGUAUACUACAUUCCCUGAGGAUAGUGCUGUGUCAACUGGCCUCAUAGGGAAGACCGUUGAAGCAGAUCAUGGUGAAGAGACAGAACUGGGGAGCAAUGCAGAAUCAAUGCUUGAUAGCACAGCGAUGAGCGAGGGGAUGCUGGAUGACAUGGACAAGGAUGAGCAAGUCCGCCAAAUCCUCACAAAGUCCUAUCCACAGCUUAUGUCCAUCCUGAAGGGGCGUUGGGACCGUGUCAUGGUGGAUCAUCUGGAUAAAGAGGUCCAGGAGCUGACCAUCUCUCUCCAGGCAUCAGCAGGGAUGCUAAAGAUCUUUUUUCUUUCAGUGACUGAGAGUCAAGACCUCUCUUCACAUACCAUCAGGGAUGAAAGUAACAUUGACAAUGCAAAGGAAAGCUCCCUUGAACUCUCACAGCACUAUAUAGAUGCAUUUCCUGAUCAUUCAGGGCAGCCUAGAUCAAGUGAUCAGCUGUAUGGAAACACAGAUGAAUCCUUAACAGAUACAGAAAGAGCAAAUCAGCUCUCAAAGUCACAACUAACUAGUCAUUUUAGUUCAAAGUAUCCUGAGGACUUCUCUCAGAGUCUGACUCAGUUACUGUGCCAUGAUGAUUCCUUCAUUAACUUGACCAAACUGAAACCCCAGGAUCUGUGCGAUGAAGAGAAACUGAAGCGGGCAAUUGUUCAACUUUGCCGAAAUGCAGAAGCUACAGAUAACCUUCAGCUGAAGCUCCAUCACCUUGAUGGUCUCUUGAAGGGCUGUGAACAAGAGAAAAAUGUGUUGGAAGAAGAAAUUGAGCAUCUCAAUCACUGCAACAAGAAUCUUGCAAUUGAACUCCAGACUGCAAAAGAUCAGCUGGAAGAGUUUGAAUUAGUCCAGCAAGGCAAAGGCGGAGCAGGUACAACCCAGUAUGCAGCCAGAAUGGAAGCUUCUAAAGAUAUUAAAGAAAGAGUCCGAGCACUCCUGUCUGCCAAGAACAAGUCCUUGAUGAACCACACGGAACUGAUAUCACGUAUUGGGGACCUUGAGGGGAUGCUUGAGGCCCUAGUGAGAGAGAGUGAUGCAGUCACCGAGACACUAAAGGCCCAAGUGUCUGAUCUGUCACAGCAGUUGGAAGUAGCCGACCGUCAGCUUCGGUCCUCCCGCCAAUUUUUGGAGGAACAUGCCAGUGAACGUGACCAGGAGGUGGAGGAUCUCAUCCAAGCCAAGGAAAAAUUGCAAGUUCAGCUGCGAGAAAGGGACGCUGUCAUCACCCAACACGCAAAUCUAGAAAAAGAGGUGGAGAAUUUAGAACGAGAUUUACGAGAAAAAUCACAGGAACUUCAGGAUGCUCUUGCCCUAAAAGAGGAAUUGCUAGCUGAGAACAAGACUGCCGUGGAUAAGAUUUGGGACCUUCGAGAUAUCAUACAGUCCCUGGAAUCCCAGCUGGAUGCCAAAUGCGUGCAAGAGCUUGAGGUAAACACCCAGGUUGAGUCCCUAAAAUCAACCCUAGCGCAGGCCCAGCGUCACUCCUUGGAUCUCACUCAGCAGGUAGAGACGGAUCGAGCCGUUGCAUCUUUGUGUUUGUUUUGUCAUUGGUCUGUAAGAAAGACUAGAGUUUACAUUCACUUGAAUAUUGCGAUGAUUUGUGAAUCAAGAUUAAAUGAAUUAGUAGAUGCUGAUGAGCAUACAGAACUUCAGGAUGCUCUUGCCCUAAAAGAGGAAUUGCUAGCUGAGAACAAGACUGCCGUGGAUAAGAUUUGGGACCUUCGAGAUAUCAUACAGUCCCUGGAAUCCCAGCUGGAUGCCAAAUGCGUGCAAGAGCUUGAGGUAAACACCCAGGUUGAGUCCCUAAAAUCAACCCUAGCGCAGGCCCAGCGUCACUCCUUGGAUCUCACUCAGCAGCUGGAAGAGGUGCAGUGUGCAAGAGGUGAGGAUAGUACUGGUUAUGGAGAGCAUGUGUCCACACGCCUCUCUCGCAUCGGCGCCCCAGAGGAAGAGGAGAAUGAGGCCCAGCAUGCGAGCUCCUCCCUGUUCCAAGAGCUGACUCUUGAGGGCGGGCUGGCCACUCAGAAUGCCGAAGGACAGACUUUGAGAUCACCUGGACAUCCCAUCUUUACGCGAGCUGGAAAGCAGCCGAGCCUUGUCUCCAUCCACUCUGGACAGGCGCCUGGAGGAUAA